AUGACGGUUCCGUUAUCGGCGCUCUUGUGCCUGUUCUGUGCCUUCAGACCCGCUCGAGGUUACUAUGGCAACCCCUUGAACAAGUACAUCCGUCACUACGAGGGUCUGUGGUAUGACACGGAUCCGGUGCAUAGCAGUCAUCAGAGAGCCAAGAGGGCGCUGUCGCAUCACGAGCAGUUCCUGCACCUGGAGUUCCACGCGCACGGCAGACAUUUCAACCUGCGCAUGAAGAGAGACACGCGGUUGUUUUCUGAUGAUUUUAAACUGGAGAUGUCUGGAGAGGAGAUCAACUAUGACACCUCACACAUCUACACUGGAGAAAUAUACGGUGAACAGGGCACUCUGACUCAUGGAUCCAUCGUGGACGGGAAGUUCGAGGGCUUCAUUCAGUCUCAUCGUGGGACGUAUUACGUGGAACCGGCCGAGAGAUACCUGGAGGAUAAAAAUGUCCCAUUCCACUCCGUCAUCUACCACGAGGAUGACAUAAGUUAUCCGCAUAAAUAUGGUCCUGAAGGCGGCUGUGCAGAUUCAUCUGUGUUUGAGAGAAUGAAGAAAUAUCAGUCGUCAGCGCUGGAGGAGCCGCAGAAGGAGGUGAAUGUGGAGCAGAAGUCUGCAGAUGAUCUUGUUCUCCUGAGGAAGAAGAGGAUGACACAGGUGGAGAAGAACACGUGUCAACUCUUCAUCCAGACCGAUCAUCUGUUCUACAAAUACUACAAGACCAGAGAGGCCGUCAUCGCUCAGAUCUCCAGUCAUGUGAAAGCCAUUGAUGCCAUAUACCAGGGCACAGAUUUCAUGGGCAUCCGUAACAUCAGCUUCAUGGUGAAGAGGAUACGGAUUAACACCACCAGUGAUGAGCGAGAUCGCUCGAACCCGUUCCGCUUCGCCAACAUCGGUGUGGAGAAGUUUCUGGAACUGAACUCUGAGCAGAAUCAUGACGAUUACUGUCUGGCGUACGUCUUCACCGAUAGAGACUUUGAUGACGGUGUGUUGGGUCUGGCCUGGGUCGGCGCGCCCGCGGGGAGUUCUGGUGGAAUCUGUGAGAAGAGUAAAUUAUAUUCUGAUGGGAAGAAGAAAUCUCUGAACACUGGAAUCAUCACCGUUCAGAAUUACGCUUCACACGUGCCUCCUAAAGUCUCACACAUCACCUUCGCUCAUGAGGUCGGACACAACUUUGGAUCUCCGCAUGAUUCGGGGUCAGAGUGCACGCCGGGCGAGUCUAAAAGCCAGGACAAGAAGGAGAGAGGAAAUUACAUCAUGUAUGCUCGAGCAACAUCAGGAGACAAACUGAACAAUAACAAGUUCUCCGUGUGCAGCAUCAAGAACAUCAGUCAGGUGCUGGAGAAGAAGAGAGGGAGCUGUUUUGUGGAGUCCGGUCAGCCCAUCUGUGGGAACGGUCUCGUGGAGCCGGGUGAAGAGUGUGACUGCGGUUACAGCGAUCAGUGUAAAGACGAGUGCUGCUACGACGCUAAUCAACCAGAUAACAGGAAAUGCAAACUCAAACCAAACAAAGUGUGCAGUCCGAGUCAGGGUCCCUGCUGCACUCAUGAAUGCAUCUACAAGACUCGUAACGACAAAUGUCGCGAGGAGUCGGAGUGCGCUCAUCAGGGCAUGUGUAACGGAGCGUCCGCUCAGUGCCCGACCUCUGAACCCAAAGCCAACUUCACCGCCUGCCACGGAGACACGCAAGUCUGCCUCAACGGGGGCUGCUCGGGCUCGAUCUGUGAGAAGUACGGUCUGGAGGUUUGCACCUGUGCCAGUGUGGACGGCAAAGACGAGACUGAGCUCUGUCACGUGUGCUGCAUGGAGAAGAUGAACCCGAGCACCUGCAGCAGCACCGGCUCCGAGCGUCUCACACGAUUCUUCAACAAGAAGGUGACGACUCUGCAAGCCGGCUCACCCUGUAAUGACUUCAAGGGGUACUGUGACGUGUUCAUGAAGUGUCGUCUGGUGGACGCUGACGGUCCUCUCGCCCGACUCAAGAAAGCCAUCUUCAACCCAGAGCUCUACGAGAACAUCGCUGAGUGGAUAGUGGCUCAUUGGUGGGCAGUGUUACUCAUGGGAAUCGCUCUGAUCAUGCUCAUGGCUGGAUUCAUUAAGAUCUGCAGUGUUCACACACCGAGCAGCAACCCAAAACUGCCCCCUCCAAAACCACUGCCAGGUACUCUGAAGAGGCGACGAGCUCAACAAGCCAAUCAGCAGCAACUUCAUCAACAUCACAACCAGAACCAGCACCCUCACGGACACCAGAACCAACGGCAGGCUCCACGCCAGGCCCAGCGCCAACCGCAGCCUCAACGCCACCAUCGACAGCCCCGAGAGAACUACCAGAUGGGCCAGAUGAGACGCUGAGUUCCACAAAUACCCACAGUGCCUGUCAUGAGCGGUACAGCAGACACCCCAGAGUCUCUGGUCCACUGACACACUGAACAAAACCACAUCCACUCAUCUGACGCUCUACAACUGUGUGCCGAGUGUUGACUCCACUAAAGUUCUAGAACAGCACCAACACUCAUAUUUCUGGCCUUUGGCCACGUUUACGCCUCUCAUCCACACUACAACAGCUUUGCCCACACUGAAAAUGCAGCGAGCACACUUUGGAAAGCGAAGAGUUUUCAGUGGAUUAUGGUGCGUUCACUUUAUGUUGGAAAUUCCGUAAUUAUAAGAUUACAACUGGUAGAAAGUGUUCACCUCUUCGAAGAACUCGUAAUAAAAGAACUCGUUGUAAAAAAACAACAUGACGUUGAUGCACGAUUAGUUGUCUAAAGUUCUAGAACUGUGCAUCAGCACUCAAGCCACGACCACAAUAAUCCGUUUUAAGUUUCCUAACGUCAUCAAUUUCCAAAGUAAGCAGUAAUGGAGAGUGCUGUUUUCGGUGGAGGACAAAAGACGUUUUAGUGUGGGCACGAGGCUUAAACAGUGUAAGUUAUGUUUUUUACAAACGAAAAUGGAUGAGUGUGGACGUGCCCUCAGGUGAUUGUCCAGACCUGCAGAAUAUUCACGGUUCUAGAUCUCUGAUUGGGUGUAGAUUUUGUUCAGUCUGAUGGUGGAGCAAUGGGGCUUUACUCCAAAGAAUCAAACCGGGUCGGCCGGCGCCGUCCACCACCACUCUACAGUCCAGCAGAUCCGUUGUGAUUCUAUGUCACACUACAUCAGAGUCCUUUUCUAAAGCUUUCAUGAAGAAUCCGGCACUAAACUGGAGCGGUUUACAGGAAUCCGUCAUAUAAUGCUUCCACCUGCCAGAACCUGAUCCAGUCACGUGGAGUUCCUCUCUUUGGAGUAAACAUGAACAACUUCUCCAUCGUUUGAUCAUGUUUCUCAGCUUGCUUUGGGAAACACGGAACAGAUACUUUAGUUUGUUUACCCCUCCUUGACGGAGUACUUGAGAGGUUUACUGGGGUAUUUGUAGAUAGAGCGCCUCCUGUAGUUCUCAGAGUUGUUUUUCUUUUAAAACUCUUUAGAUCCAGUGAGACUCUUAGUUUGAAUCUCUGGAGCUUUGGACGGGUGUCGCCACAUCAUCGGAAAAGGACUUUUAUUUUGUAAGAGCAGAAGUACGAGCCUUCCCUUUUCCGUAGUGCAGAAUCGCCACAUCUGUACAGAGAAACCAUAUUAGUUGUAUUAUAUGUGAGAACAAAUUAUUUCUUCUACUGUCAAUAAGAGAUUUACAGUUGCAGUUUUGUUGAAACACUCAGGACUCAAAAACACAAAUGAAGGGUAUCGAUCAGUGCGCAAAAUGAAACAGAUCACGCGUGAGCCACCGGAUUGAUUUAACCGUUUACAUACUUCAUUCCGUGCGUAUUUGUUCAUUAAUGCGUUUACCUUGUUUUUUUUUUAUUUAUAUAAACACUCUAAUCUCGGCUUGACUUGCUCACCGCAUGGAAGCGUCAAACAUCGUCUAAAAACAGCCUUCUUGUUCACACCUCACAGUGUCUCACAUUCACUGCACUUCCUGUAAACACCCUGAAUGAGGGAACGCAUCAGAGGAAUGUGCAUGACACAGAAACUCAUUUGAAAUGUAAUUGUUUUUAUCAGUCAGAUCGUGAUGUUGAAGGGUACUAAGAGGAAGACAGUGCUGAACCUGAAGAACUGUUUGUGUUCUUCAUCUGAAGAUGUUUUGCUUAAUCCUGACCGCACACAACACACUAAAGUGACCAGUGCGUGAAUUCAGUUUUUGUUCUAUCUUGACUUCCUUUCAAAGCCAAAACUCAGAUUAUAAAAGGUGUUUUGUCUGAAUCUGAGUGUCAUUAUUUUGUAUUCCCUCACAAUACGUUUAUCGCAUGGGUUUACUGCAGUAACCACAUUUUAACCAUGAAAAUCGUAAUAAAAUCAAAGUAAUAAUGCAGGUAAAGCAAUGCUAAUAAAAGUCAUAAUCAUUCAUCCAAAUAACAUGGUUGCUACAGUUUUACUAUUGUAACACCAUGGUUCAUUUGUGGUACAAGUAUGGUUUUUAAAACCAUGUUUUCCACCAUAAAAAUAUUAGUAAUAAAUUCCUUAUGAAAAUUAAGUACAUAUACCACAAAUUAACCAUGAUGUUACUAUAGUAAAAUUAAGCAUUAAUCGUAUUACCAUAGUUAAAGGAAUAUUCCAGUUAAGCUCAAGCGACAGUAUUUAUAGCAUAAUAUUGAUCACCACACAAAUUAAUGUCGACUCGUUCCUCCUUUUCUUUAAAAAAGCACAAAUGUGUGUUCCAGUGAGACACUUACAAUGGAAGUCAAUGGGGUCAAUCUGUAAACAUUAAAAUACUCACUGUUUCAAAAGUAUAGACACAAGACAUAAACAAUAUGUGUGUUAACAUGAUUUUACUGUGAUGAAAUCACUUACUAACUGCAUCUGUGGAAAGUUAGAGCCAAUUUUACAACUUCGUUGCCAUGACGAUAUAACGCCCUAAACCCUAAAGCAACGAUUUAAACAACUUUACAGCUCAUAUAAUACAUGCGUUUUAACAGAAUGAAUGUAAGUGCUUUUAUACAAUUAUAAUCGUCACAUUUCUGCCUUUAAACCUCCAGAAAUUGACCCCAUUGACUUCCAUUGUAAGUGUCUCACUGGAACACAGAUUUGUGCUUUAAA
Messenger RNA from Myxocyprinus asiaticus (Chinese sucker), 5064 nucleotides. RefSeq names its product disintegrin and metalloproteinase domain-containing protein 10-like. Gene Ontology annotation, biological process: membrane protein ectodomain proteolysis; Notch signaling pathway. Bases 1 to 2349 code for a protein of 782 amino acids. Gene Ontology annotation, cellular component: plasma membrane; synaptic membrane. The transcript is spliced from 16 exons. Gene Ontology annotation, molecular function: metalloendopeptidase activity involved in amyloid precursor protein catabolic process. The record is from RefSeq and is a predicted model, not a curated record. Lineage: Eukaryota; Metazoa; Chordata; Actinopteri; Cypriniformes; Catostomidae.